AUGGCGUCGCGCACUGCCGCACCGCUGCUCCUACUACCCUCUCUCUUCUGCUUGCUCUCAGUGGUGCGACUGGCGGCCGCGGCGUGCAACAACGUGACAGAGUUCAGCACCCAGCUGGACACUCUGCUGGCGGAGUACGACCGGGAGACGCUGCCGGAGACCAAAGUGCUCGUCGAGAUCGGACUCAAUGUGCGCCACGCCACCAUUGAUGAGCGCGCCUCCUCUGUCCAUAUGCUCGCUGACCUAAUCUUGAGUUGGGACGACAAGCGGCUGUCGUGGAACUCGUCGGAGUGGGGCUGCGACAGCGCGCUGGUGACGGCCGAGCGGUUGUGGCUGCCCGACGUGGUGGUGGUGAGCGCGGCCACGUGGGGCGCGGGCUCCGAGGCGCAGAGGGCGCGGCUCACCAGCGGCGGCCACGUCUCCUGGACCUCCCGCUUGGACCUCUCCGCGCCCGUCGAGUUGCACCUCGAAGCUUGGCCCCGGGACCUGCACACGAUUACCUUCAAGUUCGCGUCCAGGGAAUUCGACACGGAUCAGAUGGACCUGAAACUCGGCGACCGCCAAGACGUGGCGGCGUACGCGAGCGGCGGCUGGGCGCUCGCGAGCGUUUCGCGCGCGCUCGAGGGCUGGCAGCGAGGGCGCGCCGAGGCGCGGCUGGCCACGUGGACCCUGGCGCUGCGAAGGAGGGCGCCGGCGCACGCGCUGGCCACCGACGCCCUGCUGGCCGCCGUCACGCUGCUCAUGGUGGCCGCGACCGCCAUGAGGCCGGCGGACCGGGCCCCGCUCUUCGCCUGCGCCUCCUUCAUCGCCGCCCUCUGGCUGGUGUCGGCGCUGGUGCGGCUGCCGGGCUCCGCCACAGCGCCGCGCACUGUGACGGCGGCGGGGGCGCUGUGCGCGUGCGGGGCCGCCGCCGCCCUGUGCGCGGCGCUGGUGCGGCAAGUGGCCAGUGCCAAGGCGUCGCGCACCGCCUCGGCGCCCGUGCGUGCCUUCCUCGCCGCCACCACAGCAGCCGCCGCCCUCUGCCGCCUUGCGCCCGAGCCGACGUCGGAUGGUGAGAGAGCCGCGUGGGCCAGUGCGGCCAAGGUGCUGGACUAUGUGCUGACAGCUAUCAUUUUGCUGACGCUGUUCAUCAUCGUUUGCAUCAGUCUU
Messenger RNA from Iphiclides podalirius (scarce swallowtail), 1149 nucleotides. Lineage: Eukaryota; Metazoa; Arthropoda; Insecta; Lepidoptera; Papilionidae. The record is from the annotation of a GenBank genome assembly.